UCUUUUAACGAUAAAGUUGUUCAAUCCUGUCAAAGGCCUUUUCUGUCUCCAGAGACGGCUGUGUCCAGGAUGGCUGCAUCCAUUGAUGUUUCUUUAAGAUACAGUCUACUCAGCAAUGCAACCAUAAGGGCUAAACAGUGUGUGAUCAUCAUAAAACAAGAAGAUUUGUGUGCUAACUGGUUGCAGUUUUCCCUUUAGGCUCUGUUCCCUAUAGCACUCUAAGCCCAAUGGUCCACCCCCAAGCACUUUUGUGGCCACGUCAAUGAAGUGUGUGGGUGGGUGUGUGUGUGGCAGUAUAGCAUACUGUAUUUAUUUGUACUUGACAUUUACCAAGAAAAACAGUUUCUGGAGGUUUUGGGUUCAAUCCCAGUGAUAGAGUAUUCUCUCCUACUAAAUUCUGUCUGUUCCCUAACCUCUCUAGUUUUUUGGGCUUCCUGCCACACCAUCUGUUAGCUCUGCCUGGUGGCUCAAUGUGUAAGAGCACUUUCCCAUGUCAUGUCUAAGAAUUGGGUUCAGUCUCCAUGAACUCUCACGUCAUUCACUUUUGUCUGCUGUUGAGCUCAUUCUUUGGGCGCUCUGUGCACAAGGGUUGUUAAGAUGCUUAUUCUGAUUAUGGGACAGCUUCCAACCCUGCUACACUCUGUCUGCUUGGAUUUUGUUGGCAGCUCUGAUAUAGUUGUAGCAACAAAGAUGUGUCAGAGGUUGUGGCAUAACUGUGCAUAUUCACACACAUGAGGGAUUCCGAUUCAUACAUACAUACAUUCUAGCAACAGCAUUUUAUUGACCACAGCAAUAGAGAAUCCUGUGUAACUGACCUUGUUCCCAGUGUAUAAUCAUGGACUGGAAAGAAAUAUUGACACUGUCAAUAUUUACUGUCACUCUUCUGACCUCCCAUAGUGUCCUUAUUGAGCAGUGAUUGUGCAUCUCGCGCUGGCCGUGAUUACCUGCAGUGAUGGAAUUGGGGUCACAGUUAAAGAUAAAACUUUCUUUUUCUAACAAUUUGCUGUGCCCUUUUAUAUGUCCUUCUUGGUGUGACUUGCACACCUAAAAAUUACAACACUUCAAAAGGAAAAUUUCAUUAAAACACAUGGUCGUUACGUAAACACUGGUCGUUACAUAAAGCUGUUAUAUAAUUCAAUUAACUGCUUGCAUUUGUUGACACAAGCACAUCAGGACUGGGCAAAGAAACAGAAGGUAACUCCUAUUUCAGUCAUCCACACAAACAUGUAAAGCCAAUUAUUGUGCUGCUUGGGGGAGCUGCUGAAAAAUAUCAGCGCUAAAAUGCUUGGUUCAAAAGCCUUUUCUGUGUUCACCUACUUUCUAUUUUCUGGCUUCAGAAUUAGAGGCAUGCUUCCUGGAAUUGAAUCUGUCACUAUGUGCUCCCUUGCCUAGGAAUUUGCCUUUUGUGAGACUAAUUAGCUUGUCAAUUGCCUGCUAAAUCAUGAUCGAGCACCUAGGCUCGAAGCUGGAAAUGAAGAGAAAACACGAAUCACUGCACAGGAUACAGUGUCCAGAAUUCAAUCAAGCUCAAUCACAGAAUGCAAUUCAACAAAAUGCAACCGCCCACCUGCUCCAGUCAACGUGUCAGUCAUGAAUCUGAGAGCUGAUUCAGCCACAGUGACCUGGGAAGUUCCAGAGGGGGACAUCAUUAUUGGCUUCUCAGUCCUACAGCAGAAGCAAGAUGGCCACAUGCAGCGGUUUAUCCGGGAGGUAAACACCACCAGCAGGGCCUGUGUGCUUUGGGACCUUGAGGAGGAAACAGACUACAUAGUCCAGGUCCAGUCUAUCGGCCUGUAUGGAGAAAGUCAGGCCAGCAAGCGUGUCCACUUCAAAACCCUCAAGAAGUCAGACCGCUUCCCUUCCAACAGCUCGAACCAAGAUGACCCAACUGUUGAAGGUCUGGACAAGUCUAGAAACCUGCAAACAGGAGAGAUGAUCAUCAUUGUGGUGGUGCUGCUUAUGUGGGCAGCGGUCAUCGCGCUCUUCUGCCGGCAGUAUGACAUCAUCAAGGACAGCGAUAACAGUAACAGUAAAGAGAAGGUGAAGCCGUUGUCUGAGAGGAGCACACCAGAGCACCACAGUGGAGGACUGCUCAGGAGCAAGUUUCAUCAGUCUGUGCCAUCUAUCAACAUCAUAGAGGUCUAAUCGGACGAGUGAAGAUGUUUGCUCUUCCCACUGUCAACAUGAUGCUACAUUGCUGUAAACCUUCUCCACCACAGAGUCAGGAUGCCAUGUACAAGGAACCGUUAUUCACACUGGCUGCCACUGAAGCUAGAACUUUCCAUCCCACAACUAUGAGCAUGCACGCUCAAUGUGUCAAAAGCAGUCUAUUCCUGUAGGGUAAUUGUACAUAAAGUGAAGUAGAGCUGUAUUAAGGGAGCUCAUUCCCACUGGGUUUUAUGUUCAUUCAGUGUGAUUACAGUGCACACUUUUCAUUCUGGGAUCACGUGAUUACAUUGUGUUUCUAAUAUGGUACUGUGUGGUCCUGUGAAAGGCUACUGUAGAAGAACAGGGUUUUUAAUGGUUCCACGUUUGUGUGUGUGUGUGUGUGUGUGUGUGCGUGUGUGUGUGUGUGUGUGUGUGUGUGCGUGCGUGAACACCCGGUCACAGCCCCUGAAACUGCUGAAUGAAGCCAAGUGUGCACUCUGGCACAUAAUUAACGUAAGCUCUUGUGCCAUCAUGGCCAAAAAUGUUCCUAAAACAAGUUUUCUUAGAAAAUACUUAUACAAUAGAAAGAUUAGAAGGCCGUGUCACUGUUGGAUAUAUGAUGAAUGCACUUUUGAUUUGAGUACACCAGAACUGAUUAAAACUUUUAAAAAAAAAAUGCUUUGUUUGCACUAUAAGUAUAUAUGGAUAGUUUGGGUAACAUUUUACAUUAAGGCAUCCUUAACUAUCAUCAUUUUAGCUUUAGUUAACACACCAUAAACUUUGCAUUAUUAUACCAUAAGUAAUGUUAAAUAUGUAAUUAAUGCCUUUUUAAAAAUAACGAACCAAAUAAACCAAAUAAUUAAUAUUUUCAUUAUGAAAUGUUUAUUUCAUCUGUACAUAUAAAUAUGUGUCAAUACAGAUCAAUAUGAAUAAAGCCUGUAUUAAUAUUUGCAGUGGUUAAUAUUAAUAUUUGCAGUGUGAUAAAAUUCAUAAGUAUUGCUGAAUGGUGAAGUCCAGUAUUUACAUCUGGAGACCUGAGUUCAGUUGAUUAUUAUUUUAGUAAAAUGCUGUAAUUUCAUUUAUGGUCAUUUUUUGUGGACUUACUAUAUUAUUUUUAGUCUUGAAUGAAAUAAUGCAGGUGUAUUUAGUUAAAAUUAAAAAAAAAAAAAAAAAAAAAAAAAAAGUAACACUUUAUUUUAAGGAACACACAUUCUGGGUUAAUUACAGUCUUGUUCUUUGUUCAGUAAACCCCAAAUUAGACACUCGUAAAUGGUUUGUACUGGUUCAGAUUUUGGUGAACUGGUUAACUUUUUUGGUUUGUACUGGUUCAUAUUUGGUGAGUUGUUUUGUGAAAAUGUCUAAUAGAUGCAUUAUUAGUUGUGAUAAUGUGCAAUAAAUGCUCUGUUAUGUAAAUUAUCAGGCAUAAAUUAAUCAUCUAAAUCUCUUAUUAGUUUGUAAUUGGUGACAUGUAGAUUCUAGGUAGCAUCAAGUGACCUGCAGUUUAUUUUAGGAGCUUAUAAAAGCUGAAUAAAUCACUAAUACUACAAUGUGUUCUAUAUUGUAAAGUCAAGUUUUCGUCAUCACUUAUUAGAAGCUAAAAAGCACUAAACAAGUUUUACAAAAGACAAUUUUGUCAUAACUGAUAAUGUGUUUUAGUCCUUUUCAAAGAACACAUCCCCAAUGACGAAUUAUGAAUUGUUGAUGAAUAAACACUAAUUCAAAGUGAAUAAAUCAAUUAAAAGUAUCUCAUUUGGGCUUUAUUGAACAAAGAACAAGCCCUUCAUUACCCCUAAUGUGUGUUCCUUGAAAUUAAGUGUUACAAAACAAACAAAACAUUUAAUGUUGUUUUGUUAUUUAACAUUAUUUAUAAUUUAUUAAUGCUGAAGUUUGUUUUGUUAAUGUUAAAUCGUGUAGUAAAUGUUACUAAAGGGAAUUUUAAUAUAAAGCAUUACUCAUCAUUGCAAACUGUUUGCUGUAUUGUUUUUCACAUACAGAUUUAAAGGUUUGGGUUAUACUGGUACGACUAUAUGUAUGUGUGAGAAUGUUUCAGUGUUUAAAGCUCACAACUAGAGCUAAAUAAGUAGUGAAGUUAAGUCUCAGAAAUAUUAGUUAGAAUGCAUGUUAGUCAUUGGCUUGUAUAUAUUGUCUAAAAAUACUGACUGCGUGCAACACUGUUAAUUUUAUAUGACAAAACAGUAACCGAAAAUAGCAUUUCUGUCACUUUGGAGGUACCUGUGCAAAGUUUAAGUAAUUCAACUUAUUGCCAUUAGUAUUUUCCAGCAAUAAAUACAUAUAAUACAUAAACAGUAUAGCAAAUUUUUUCAAAAAGGUCUUCAUAAAAACACAACAUAAUUUAAACACUACCAUGCUUUCAAGAAAUUGGCCUUAACUUUAUGACAGAC
Molecule: messenger RNA, 4550 nt
Organism: Pangasianodon hypophthalmus (striped catfish)
Lineage: Eukaryota; Metazoa; Chordata; Actinopteri; Siluriformes; Pangasiidae
Gene: fndc4a
Product: fibronectin type III domain containing 4a
Exons: 6
Coding region: 1591-2145 (184 amino acids)
Molecular function (GO): protein binding
Source: RefSeq, a predicted model, not a curated record